Molecule: messenger RNA, 1971 nt
Organism: Exophiala bonariae
Lineage: Eukaryota; Fungi; Ascomycota; Eurotiomycetes; Chaetothyriales; Herpotrichiellaceae
Exons: 2
Coding region: 1-1971 (656 amino acids)
Biological process (GO): positive regulation of transcription by RNA polymerase II
Cellular component (GO): nucleus
Molecular function (GO): DNA-binding transcription factor activity; transcription cis-regulatory region binding
Source: RefSeq, a predicted model, not a curated record
AUGGCCUCGAUGAGCACUUCAAUGACUGCCAGGAUACCCUCCGAUGAUCUUGAUGCUUCCCUGGCCAGACUUGAUGCACGAGUGAAAGAUGUCAAUGGUGCAGACAAUCAUGGUAAUGCGGAAGGACCUUUUGGAGUUAUUGAUUUUCGUGCCUCCGAGACUUUUCCGCCUCGCGAGACCAUAUCUGAGCAGGUCGAUCCCGAGAGGCCGGACCCUAGCUUUGGUGAAGUCCUGGACGAUAGUCCUGUAACGGAAGGCCUGCUAAGUAACCCGAACGACUUCCUUGGUUGGGCAGACCUUCUUGCACUUGAUUUCGACAAUGAUGUCUUCUUUUCCGAAGCCCCAUUCCCGUCCGAGUCGCAGAAGUUAAAUUCAGUGAUUGCGAAUGCCGGGUCCUCUCGUCCAAUAGGUGACUUUGAAUACCUACAAGUCCCCAAUGAUGGCCUAGUUGAUCCGACAACACCGUCUCCGCCAGGAUCAAUCGACCUGACAUCCCCCACAAUUCAAAAUCUGCUGAAAUACUUUAGAGACCAAGUUAUUCCCAAGUUUUCUGCCAUUCCAGAAGGCCAUAAAUCUCCUUGGAAGAUCUUGAAUACAACAGCCGCUGUACAGACCUUGGCUGAGAUGACAUAUUUGGGCGGCGUUGGUGUGAAGCACGCGAGUUUGGCAAAUUUGUACGCUGUCCUUGCGAUUUCAGCUCACGUUCUAGGACGUGCACCAGAAGACUCUUUUCAUACCGCAGACUAUUGGCAACAGCUCAGCACGCAAGCAAGCAAUCAAGCAAAAGCACACCUUCAGAUAUCUCUCCAGCAGGAGACACAGGGGAUUGGGAAAUGUAAAUAUAAGGAUCAAUUGAUGAUGAUCAUUGCGAUGGCAGCAUACGCGAUUCUCACAGCCCGACAAGCCGAGGCUCGGUGUUACAUGAUUGAUGCGGAGCGUCUUCUUCGUAUACGGGGUCUUGCAAAACGAAAUAUAUCUCGAAAAGCACGGAUGCUACACCAUGUUUACACAUGGUUGAGAAUUGUUGGUGAGAGCACCUAUGUGCUUCACGAUUAUCAGACGCUGGAAACAUUGGUCGAAAAAGCCCUUCCGCAGGACUCGAGAUCAUCAAAGGAAUCACGCAGUAGUUUUGGGGUUUCGCGCUCGGGCCACAAUGCAAGGCUGGACGACUUUCUGCGGCUUGAUGCAGACCAGGCUGAAGAUGAUACCGAUUUGGAGGAACACAAAGAUCGUGAGACUGGUCUGCUAGACAUUCAUCUCGAGGAUACCCGCGAGGAUUCCGAAUCUUUGUACCUACAGAUAUACGGUGUCUCUGAAACUUGGCUAACACUUGUCUCGCAGACCACUCGACUGGCUAAUAUCAUAGAUACCAUCAGGUUUAGUGGAGUCACGAAGAGUGUGAACAUAAUGCAAUCUUUGGAGAGAAGGAAAGAGCGCCUUGAGAAUAUGGUCUGCUCGUUUGCUGCCAAAUCUCCGAGGCCAUUAAAAUUCCUCGAAUCUGACGAACAGUCACAACGAAAUCAAAUCGAGCAGAGCCCAAUUGGUUGUAUGAUACGGGCCUUGAACGCCUCACUGGUCAUAUUCUUCUAUCGGCGUGUCAGAAAUGUCAAUCCAUGGAUUUUGCAGGUCCACGUUGACGCUGUGAUAGAAUCUCUACAGGAUUUUGAUGCUGCCCUUGCGGCACGAAACCUUACUGGUCCAGGCACUGUCUGGCCCGCUUUCAUAGCUGGUUGUGAGGCUCUCACAGAAGCUCGCAGAGAAAGACUAAAGCAUUGGAUGGAGAAAGGUUUUGCCAUAAGUGGCUUCGCAGCUUUCAAGGUCGCUCAGGAAACGAUGAUGGAUGUUUGGAGCAAACGUGAUAUGGCAGGUAACAAGACUUCUCCCGGCACGUCAAGUGGUAAGGAUUAUCGCACUAGCGUAACGUGGAUGGAUGUUUUAAGAGAGCGGAGCCUUUGGCUUAUGCUUGGGUGA